Messenger RNA from Solanum dulcamara, 1754 nucleotides. RefSeq lists its product as uncharacterized. Gene Ontology annotation, molecular function: protein binding. The transcript has 10 exons. NCBI's taxonomy places the organism in Eukaryota, Viridiplantae, Streptophyta, Magnoliopsida, Solanales, Solanaceae. The record is from RefSeq and is a predicted model, not a curated record. Bases 243 to 1565 code for a protein of 440 amino acids.
AAAUAAAAAAAGGAGCCUUCGAUACUGGGGCGCGUGCAUUGCAUUUAUAUGUUGAUGGCACUUGCAUAAUUAUAUAGCCAACUUCAAGAAAUGGGUAGCAUCAUAGCGACAAAUUAAGCCACACAUAUAUAUAAUACUAAUCCAUUGCAGAAGAAGAAGAAAAAAUCCAUUUUGGGUAUUUUUAAACGAGCUAUUUUGACCCAGAAGAAAGACAAUCUUUUGGUUGAAAGGUGUGGGAAGGCAUGUCUCUUGAAAGGGUUGACAAAUUGGAUUACAUGGCGGAUGACCAAGAGGGGACUGAUUCAUCUGAUGAAUUUGAGGGGGAAUUAGAUACUGAGGAGACAAACCUUGAUGACGAUGACAUGCCAACAAAAGUGACUGAUACAUCAGCUUCACAAGCAAGAAAAGGGAAGGAUAUACAAGGUAUCACAUGGGAGGGAUUGAAUGUAACCAGGCAAAGCUACAGAUUGACAAGGCUUGAACAGUACAGAAAUUAUGAGAACAUCCCUUUGUCAGGGGAAGCUGUGGAUAAGGAAUGCAAACAAGUGGAGAAGGGUGGUAACUACUAUGAUUUCUUUUUCAAUGCAAGAGCUGUGAAGCCUACGAUACUCCAUUUUCAGCUAAGAAACUUGGUAUGGGCAACUUCAAAACAUGAUGUGUAUUUGAUUUCAAACGAUUCACUUAUGCAUUGGUCAUCAAUUUCCCGCAACCUCUCAGAAGUUCUCAACUUCUCUGGACGUAUAGUACCGACAGAGAAAUAUGCAGGAAAUUUGUUAGAGGGUCUGACACUGACCCAAAUCAGUACGAUGGCGGUGAAGAACCGUUUUGUGGUUGCUGGAGGCUUCCAAGGAGAACUCAUUUGUAAGAGUUUGGACAUGCCAGGGGUUAGCUUCUGUGCAAGGACCACUUAUGAGGAUAAUGCUAUCACAAAUGCCGUUGAGAUAUAUGAAAGCAUCAGUUGUGGGCCUCGUUUUAUGGCAGCCAACAACGACUGUGGUGUGAGGGUGUACGACAUGGAAAAAUUUCAGCAAACGAAUCACUUCCGCUUCCCUUGGCCAGUGAAUCACACCUCAAUGAGCCCAGAUUGCAAGCUUUUUACUGUUGUUGGGGAUGAUCUAGAUGGUUUACUUGUUGAUUCCCGCAAUGGAAAGACGGUGGCUUCAAUUGUUGGUCAUUUAGACUACUCUUUUGCUUGUGCGUGGCAUCCAGAUGGCCGUACAUUCGCCACUGGGAAUCAAGAUAAGACGUGUCGAAUUUGGGACUUGAGAAACUUAUCCUCGUCUACAGCCAUUCUGAAGGGAAACAUCGGUGCUGCUCGAUCUAUCCGUUUCUCAUCCGAUGGACAGUUCCUAGUAGUGGCUGAACCUGCAGAUUUUGUCCAUAUCUACAGUACCGAGUCAGACUACAAGAAACGUCAGGAAAUUGAUCUUUUCGGUGAGAUAUCAGGGGUAUCUCUGAGUCCAGACGAUGAAUCUCUUUACAUUGGAAUCUGGGAUCGAACAUACGGAAGCUUGCUAGAAUACAACAGAAGACGUACUUGUAGAUAUCAUGAUUCGUUUGCGUAAGUUACAACCCUUUAGGACAAAGUUCAACAGUUCAUUCACAUUGAGCCCCAAUAUUUUUGCAUAAAUUCGUCCGAUUAAUUCAUGGCAUUAUGGUAUCAGUUCUUGAUCUUAGCAUACUAUGUACAGUUACACCUUGAGAUUAAGCUUUGUUUCUGGUUAUAUACAACCUAUCUGAUGUACCAUUUUGCU